CGCUCUGGCGCGGAAUGGGAAUUGAAACGCUCGAUGGAGGACCCCGUACAGGGGAGCGCAAGUGGGACGAAACGGUUGUGUCGUUUUCCGUGUCUUCGGGUUCUUGAUGCGACGGUUGCGCCUGGUUGUCUUUCUCGUUGGCGAAUGGGGGAGCUUUGAUUACGGAGUGGUGGACAGGUCUUGUUAUUCUCCUUAUUAUUCCUCGACGGCGGAUGAAUGCAGAUGCAGAAGUCCUAGUCGAAGAUGUGAUCAUACGACAAGAAUGUUCAUGGGAUCCAAGGGGAGGGAGUGUAUCAUUUAACGGCAAAAGAUGGACUCGCUUUUUGUCCGCGGUCUCGGGGAAAUCAGUCUGGGACCGAAGGAAAUAUCGGAGAAGAGCAACUUCAAACAGCCCCAUGCUCGGAUUUGACAACACGCCCUUCAGGAUCGAUGCAAUUCCUGAUCCCCAUAUCCUGCAUGGGGAGGGGCGGGAGGAAGGGAUGCAACAGUGGCCAGGAUCUGCGCAAACGCGGUCGGGCUUAACAAGCGGCGAUCUACUCUCGAACCGGCAAUCGUUGUUUCUUCUUUCUAACUGGACAACUACUGAUAAGGAAUUAGCAGACUUUGACACGUCUCUUCCGCGUGGUUCGGUUCAAGCGUGUUCAGUUGGCGCAAGUGACGAGAUUUGCGUUGUUGCCGUUGACUAGUCCCGGGUUUAACCAGUGAUGGGGAUGGGAUCCUGGUGUGCUGUAUCCGUAAGUCAACCCUCUUCCGCGACGAUGGACGUGCGGAAUCGGAUCACGGGGCCGGAUCUCGGAAGCUGGCGUGGUACAACCUUGUCCUUUUCUUCCCGACUAAGGCGGUCUCGCAG
Colletotrichum navitas is the source of this 850-nucleotide messenger RNA. RefSeq lists its product as uncharacterized. The coding region runs from base 213 to 686 and encodes 157 amino acids. The record is from RefSeq and is a predicted model, not a curated record. The transcript has a single exon. Lineage: Eukaryota; Fungi; Ascomycota; Sordariomycetes; Glomerellales; Glomerellaceae.